AUGUGGACAACAUAUGAGCGAAAUGAACGUCAGCGACAGCGAGCAUUGGAACUCAGCUCGAUUGCCCGCUUUUUCGAGCCGAUGCCGAUUCAAGGGGUAUUUUAUGGAGAAAACGAAGAAACGCAUGUUAUCAAGAAGGCGAAAAUAAUCGGUUUCAAUCCUCGGCCAGAGCUCGUGAUGGCCAGUAUGCCUUUUUAUCCGGACUACGUCGAAAGUUCUGGCAAGGAGGAAAAGAAGAAGGAAGAAAAGCCGAAGGAUCCAGAUGUAGUUUUGUGGGUUCCCAUCUGCUGUCAGCCAUGCGAGGAAAGGAUUACUGUCCCUAUCAGCCAAAUGAAGGGGGUCAAGUCGAUAGUCUGCGAUAUUUACAAGAAGAAGGUGGUCGUCUCCGGAAAGGAUUUGAACGCUAUUGAGAUCCUGCUCAAGUGCCAGAGCAAGUUCUGCAAGGCUGCUUUCUGGAAAGACGACUGA
Molecule: messenger RNA, 468 nt
Organism: Marchantia polymorpha subsp. ruderalis
Lineage: Eukaryota; Viridiplantae; Streptophyta; Marchantiopsida; Marchantiales; Marchantiaceae
Source: the annotation of a GenBank genome assembly